Molecule: messenger RNA, 2419 nt
Organism: Merops nubicus (carmine bee-eater)
Lineage: Eukaryota; Metazoa; Chordata; Aves; Coraciiformes; Meropidae
Product: dedicator of cytokinesis protein 11-like
Exons: 16
Biological process (GO): positive regulation of GTPase activity; positive regulation of filopodium assembly; small GTPase-mediated signal transduction
Molecular function (GO): guanyl-nucleotide exchange factor activity
Source: RefSeq, a predicted model, not a curated record
CGUGCUGGAGGGAGGCCAGGCCUUCGUCCUGGUGCCUCCUGUAGUAUUGCUGUGGUGUGGCCGCUGCUGCUCGUCCAAACCCACAAACUUUGCUUCCCUUUGCAGGGUGAGUGAUGCCUGGUUAUCCAAGCACACGGGAGCCGACAGGAAGUCCCAGACGAUGCCAGCGCUCCGCAGCAGAGCUGGGGGAAUGCAGGUGCGGCUCCAGCAUCUGGGCAGCCUGGAGACCUCCUUCACGCUCAACCACAAUGCAGGCACCUCAGAAGCAGAUAUUGUGCACCAGGCAUUACUGGAGGGCAAUAUUGCCACUGAAGUGUGCCUCACAGUCCUGGACACCAUCUCUUUUUUCACUCAGAGUUUCAAGAACCAGCUUUUAAGCAAUGAUGGCCACAAUCCACUUAUGAAGAAGGUUUUUGAUAUUCAUCUGGCUUUUCUCAAAAAUGGGCAGUCAGAAGCAGCUCUUAAGCACGUGUUUGCCUCUCUGAGAGCUUUCAUUAGCAAGUUUCCCUCAGCAUUUUUCAAGGGAAGAGUGAACAUGUGUGCUGCCCUCUGCUACGAGAUCCUGAAGUGUUGCACUUCCAAGGUGUCCUCCACGAGGAACGAAGCCUCAGCUCUUCUGUAUCUCCUGAUGAGAAACAACUUUGAGUUCACCAAAAGGAGAACAUUUCUGAGAACACAUCUUCAGAUAAUAAUCGCAGUGAGCCAAUUAAUAGCAGAUGUGGCACUCAGCGGUGGGACAAGAUUUCAGGACUCCUUGCUGAUCAUUAACAAUUUUGCAAACAGUGACAGGCCUAUGAAGGCAACUGCUUUUCCUUCCGAAGUGAAAGAUUUGACAAAGAGAAUCCGUACAGUGCUUAUGGCUACAGCUCAAAUGAAAGAACAUGAAAAAGAUCCAGAAAUGUUGGUAGAUCUACAGUACAGUUUAGCCAAAUCUUAUGCAAGUACGCCAGAGCUCCGGAAGACGUGGCUAGACAGCAUGGCAAAGAUACAUGUGAAAAACGGAGACUUUUCAGAGGCAGCCAUGUGUUAUGUUCAUGUGGCAGCCCUCGUUGCAGAGUUCCUGCACAGGAAAAAACUCUUCCCCAGUGGAUGCACUGCCUUCAGGAAAAUCACUCCCAACAUUGAUGAAGAAGGUGCAAUGAAAGAAGAUGGUGGGAUGAUGGAUGUACAUUACAGUGAGGAAGUCCUGGUGGAGCUGCUGGAGCAAUGUGUAGAUGGCCUGUGGAAGGCAGAGCGUUAUGAAACAAUUUCUGAAGUUUCCAAACUGAUCAUUCCUAUUUAUGAAAAGCGGCGUGAAUUUGAAAAACUUACUCAGCUGUACAGAACACUUCAUGGAGCAUAUGCUAAGAUAUUGGAAGUAAUGCACACAAGGAAGAGGCUUCUUGGAACCUUUUUCAGAGUGGCCUUUUAUGGACAAACAUUCUUUGAAGAAGAAGAUGGGAAGGAAUACAUCUAUAAGGAACCCAAGCUGACAGGCCUCUCGGAGAUCUCCUUCAGACUUCUUAAACUUUAUGGAGAAAAAUUUGGAUCAGAGACUGUAAAGAUUAUCCAGGAUUCUAACAAGGUCAAUGUUAAAGACCUUGAUCCUAAGUAUGCCCAUAUUCAAGUCACCUAUGUGAAGCCCUAUUUUGAAGACAAAGAAAUCUCUGAAAGAAAGACUGAAUUUGAAAGAAAUCAUAACAUCAAUAGAUUUGUAUUUGAAACUCCUUACACUUUAUCUGGAAAAAAGCAUGGCAGUGUGGAAGAACAGUGUAAAAAAAGGACUAUUCUAACUACUUUGAACUCCUUUCCAUAUGUAAAGAAGAGAAUACCAGUCAAUUAUGAACAUCAGGUUAAUCUAAAACCAAUUGAUGUCGCUACUGAUGAAAUAAAAGACAAGACAGCAGAGCUGCAGAAACUCUGCUCUGCUGGUGAUGUUGACAUGAUCCAGCUGCAACUCAAAUUGCAAGGCUGUGUUUCUGUGCAGGUUAAUGCUGGUCCUUUGGCCUACGCCAGAGCUUUCCUAAGUGACAGCCAGUCCAGCAAAUAUCCUACUAAGAAGGUGAAUGAAUUAAAAGAAAUGUUCAGGAAGUUCAUACAAGCCUGUGGAAUUGCUUUGGAGCUCAAUGAGCGACUCAUUAAAGAGGAUCAAGUGGAGUACCAUGAGGGGCUAAAAUCAAACUUUCGGGAUAUGGUGAAAGAGCUUUCUGACAUCAUCCAUGAACAGAUCUACCAUGAAGAUACAAUGUAUUCGCCAUGGAUGCAUGAUUCCCUACAUGUUUUCUGUGCGAUCAGCGGAACUUCUAGUGAUGGAAGUUACUGUUCACUCAGACCUACUGCUGAAAUAUAAACAUAUCAGUCAUAUUUUACAGAGCUUUCUCAGGAAUACUUGGAACUGUACAAAGGAUGCUUAAAAAAUAAUCCUUGAUAAGCAAAGGUU